Molecule: messenger RNA, 2166 nt
Organism: Exophiala oligosperma
Lineage: Eukaryota; Fungi; Ascomycota; Eurotiomycetes; Chaetothyriales; Herpotrichiellaceae
Exons: 5
Coding region: 1-2166 (721 amino acids)
Biological process (GO): positive regulation of transcription from RNA polymerase II promoter by galactose; DNA-templated transcription
Cellular component (GO): nucleus
Molecular function (GO): zinc ion binding; RNA polymerase II cis-regulatory region sequence-specific DNA binding; DNA-binding transcription factor activity, RNA polymerase II-specific
Source: RefSeq, a predicted model, not a curated record
AUGGCUCCUGCUAUGCCAUUUCAAGCGGAUGGUAGCCGCCCCACAAAGCGUCAGAAGACUGCUCUCGCCUGUAGCAAUUGUCGAGCACGCAAAGUACGCUGUGGCGGAGAGCACCCUUUUUGUGUAACAUGCGUUUCAAGGAAAGAAACCAGCACUUGUGAAUACAUCGCGACGACAGUUGUUCGAGUCCAGGAGGCCCGAGAGACAACAACGGGCCGUCUGGACCGUGGACAGUCUAAUGAUGGACCUCACUAUUCGCAGAAUCAAAAUCAGACCUCACCAACGCCUCUGGCUACCCGUCAGUCGUUUGAUUGGAAUGGAAAUACCAUAGUUUGUGACAAUACGUCCUCAACGGCACUACUUCCGAACCAUGCUACCUCAUCAACCCGUUACAGCCCAUCUCCACGUAGCAUUCAUUCCAUAUCAAACUCGCCCAAUGUGGGCCGCCUUCAACAAGGAGAACUUGGACUCUCGAGCUCUGGAGGUUUCUUACAGACACUCUUACCUGGCGCCGAUACGACUCUACGCCAACAAGGGUCCAAUAGCAGGCCACCUAGUAAGCAGCAAAAUGCAGCUACGCUGGCAACCCUUGGAAUGCCAAAUUCAUCGGCUUCUUACAAAGCCUCCGGGGAAGACUUCCUGCUGCCCUCUAGGAAAGAACUGCACAGACUAUUAGACAUCUAUCGGAAAUACCACUAUCCGAUGUAUCCACUCCUCGAUUUGCCCAGGUUCAUGUCUGAUGUGGAAACGAUCUACCUCGGGACGGAUAGCACGACAGAUCAGCGUACUCUCCAUUGCCUAUUGAACUUCAUGUUUGCCCUUGCAACGCAGAGUCAUCAACCACCUGAUUCCUCAGACGAUGAUCCAGCCGCUCCUUACUUUACCAGAGCACGAAAUCUUCUUUCGAUCAACAUUCUCGACGGAUGGUCUUUUGCUCAACUCCAGACAACACUCAUAUGUGCCCAGUUCCUUUUGAGUACCGAUCGCCCUCAGCAGUGCUGGCUCAUGGUCAGUCUGAGUGCUCGCAUUGCGGAGUGCCUCGGACUGAACCGUGUUUCGAUCUUGGACGGACUUCAAGAUGACUUGGAACGUUCACUGUCGAAACGUGUGUGGCAUUGUUGUGUAUUGAUAGAUAGAGCGGUCGCAAUGUGCCUUGGUCAGGCGCCGAUCGUGAGUCUCAACGCAACCUCAUAUAUCAAAUUGGACGACGAUGUGGACUCGGGAAGUGGUUCUCGAGUCACUGAUGGCAUUCGUGCCGAUCGAUACACAGCACAUACGUUUUUCAAGGCUUCAAGCGAACUGUUUGAUGUUCUCCACGAGAUACUAUUGAAAGUAUACGUACCAGAGGCCAAGCCCCAAAUGAGGACCAUCGCUCCGGAUUCAUUCGUAUCUACGGUGACUUCGAUGGAAGAGAAACUUGCACGGUGGGAGGACAACCUACCUCGCCAUCUGAAAAUCUCCAAUACAUCACCAACAACACAGGGAGGUCCAUAUUUCUUGUGUCAAGCUCAAACUCUGAGACAACGAUAUCUACAAGUAUGCAUCAUGCUCUACCGUCCUGGUCUCGCCGAGCUCAUUUUGGCGGAUCAUGAUUCUUCUCGGACAACAACUUCACUGGGCCUCAAACAGUCGACCCUUUUGUACAUUACUUCGUCGUGUCUCAAAAAUGCUCAAGAAAUGGUGGGACUAUGCAAAGCGCAAAUCAAUGGUCACGCCGAAAGUACCAUGCUUACUCCGUGGUGGAUGAACAUAUUGUAUAUUUAUACUGCCGCGACGACAAUUGCCGUAGCGAUGCACAAGCAAGAUGUGGUCGCUACACUCGAGCCGCUGGCUCUGAAUCAUAGCAUGGAAGACGCACUUGGCUUGCUAACUCAAUACAGCGUAUGCCGUCCAUCGGCAAGACGCUGUCUAUCAACCCUGACAUCUAUUGCGCCAUUCAAGCAUCCUGUCUCUUCUGAAUACAUGGGUGCGGCCGAUACGGAACAACUCAUUUCAGAUCUGCGCCAACAGGGCACUCGAGAGUCUAGGUCUAAUACUCACAACAACCCUGUCUACGACAUGACGUUCCCACCACCACCUGAUUCUCAAAACUCAAUCCUCGACUUCCUUUCCGAAGGAUGGCUGAGUCAACCUCAACUAGACAGCUUUGAUUUCCUGGGCAUCUAA